This is a messenger RNA of Puccinia triticina, 945 nucleotides long. RefSeq lists its product as uncharacterized. The transcript is spliced from 4 exons. Bases 1 to 945 code for a protein of 314 amino acids. NCBI's taxonomy places the organism in Eukaryota, Fungi, Basidiomycota, Pucciniomycetes, Pucciniales, Pucciniaceae. The record is from RefSeq and is a predicted model, not a curated record.
AUGCCUGCGACCACUGCAGCGGUUUCUGCCCCUAAGGCUCCGGGGCCGCUCUCUGGCCCCACUCGAACUUUUCAUCGCCACUCCAAGCGUGCACCGUCGGACGAAGAGGAGAAAAUCUGUAUGAUCUGUCGAGUGCCGCUGGUGGCCCCGAGCGUGGACGAGGCUUCAAACGACGUUGUGCACGACGCAAGACUUGAACGGUCUAGGAGCAGAUCGCGUAUCCGCUUGAGACUACCAAGUUUCUCUCGUCAACGAUCUAGCAGAGCGCGUUCCCUGGAACCUGAAGUACCUGAAGAGCCUGAAGAACCUCCAAGCACUGAACUAGCCGGAUGGCCAACACCACGUAUUCCGCCACCUGCUCAAGCUGGUGGACCUCAAAACGCCAAUUCUGGUAUGCAUGGUGGGGAAGAAAUUUGGGAAACACACCACCCAGACCUUUUUAGGGAAUUUCCGGAAGAGGUGCAGGGAUACGGACACGGUUUUGGACUACCACAGUUCCAUGGUGAUUUUCAAUUGCCGUCACCUUACCAUGGUGAUUUUGGAUUGCCGUCACCUUACCACGGGGAUUAUGGAUUCCCGCCACCUUACAAUGCCGGGUACGAACCGUCGGGCUUUCCAGGAUAUUACGACGCCCAGCCUGCGAUGAUGCACAUCCCACCUUGGCAAAUGGCCCCACCCCAGCCACCGCCCGGCUACCGUCUCGUCGGGAUGCGCCACGGAAACGGGGAAAUGAUUCCUCUCGACCAUCUUCCCCCAGGCUUUCCAGUGCCCUUUAACGGCGGUCCUCCUCCACGCAUGAUCCAGCUUUCAGGGCCUUCACACAAUCCUUUCGGCCAAUUCUAUCCCGGACAGGCAUACUCGGUGAAUAAUCACAACAAAAACUUCAUCGAUAUGUGUUACAUCUUCAUUAUAGCUUUCGGGCUUUUCCUUUAUGUGAUAAGAUGA